Molecule: messenger RNA, 528 nt
Organism: Alternaria novae-zelandiae
Lineage: Eukaryota; Fungi; Ascomycota; Dothideomycetes; Pleosporales; Pleosporaceae
Exons: 2
Coding region: 1-528 (175 amino acids)
Source: RefSeq, a predicted model, not a curated record
AUGGCGUCCAAAAAGUUCGCGCACUGGAAUGGUUUCCCCUUCAUGACCGCCCCGCGAACGAAAUACUACUCUGGCCAGACACAAUCCCCGCUUUUCCGACUAUCCCGCGAGAUUCGGGAUUUCAUCUAUGAAUACUACGCGCUAGGAGAAGGCGACAAUGGCUACCAUUACGACAGUGAGACCGGGAAGAUGCUCGAGCAACCAACAUCAUCAGAGUCUAAACACGUUGUUCGCCUUGGUCUCAUGAUUUCGUGCCGCAUCGCUGCUGAGGAGCUUAAGAAUUGCGCUUUCCGCAAGUUGCAGUUUAGUCCUCAUCUUUCGCAGGAUGAUGGACAGGCGUUUUUGGGACUUGCUUCGAGGGCUGGGCGGUUCCAGAGCUUACUGAGAUAUGUGGACCGCCAAAAGAGGCGGAUGUUGAUCAAAGUUGCCGGACUGCUGCAGGAUGAAGACUGGCUUGACCUGCACGAUCGAUUCCCAUCGGUUCAAGGAUGGUUCAAGCGAUGCUUAAUGCACUCAGGUAAGUUGUAG